CCGCUCUGCCUGCCCUUCUGUUUGUUUACAUAGUGGCUACUGACUACUGCAUCCUUCCUUGCACGGCUCUCUCUCUUUCUCUCCGUUCUUUCUGGGGGAAAAAAAACCAUGGCAGCGACUGCGAAUGGAGUGGUGGUGGUGGAGUUGAGUGAACCUCCCGCCAACUCUGGCCAAGCGAACGGCGACAAACUCUGCAAAGAAGCCGCGAGGAGCGAGAAUAAAACCGCGGACGAAGAACCGGCGGCAACAGCACCAGCAGCCGCAGCCGCACCAACGGCGGCAGCAGCGGCAGCGAAAGAUUUGAGCCGCGCCGGCACCGCCGACGGCUCCGUCGACGAUGCCGUCGACGCCGGGAAGGGUUGUGCGCCCGCCAAAGCGGACGACGAGUGCGACGUUCUCUUCCUGCGCGACGCCGGUUCGGCGGCCGCCGCGAUGAUGAUGGGUGGCGGCGGCGGCGGCUGCGGUGGCGGUGUCGGUGGCCGGGCGCUCGCCAACUCGGUGGACGCCGUGAUCGAGAGCGUGGUCAUGGGGACGGGCAGCGUGUCGGUGCACCCGAAGCGGAGGAGGCCCAGCCGGGGACCUGCGCCGCCGCUCUUCGACGACCCGUCGCUGCCCGACGGCUGGGUGAGGAAGCUCAAGCAGAGGAAGGCGGGCCGCUCCGCCGGGAAGUACGACGUUUACAUAUUCAACCCUGUGGGAAAGCAGUUUCGCUCCCACGCGGAGCUGCGCGCCUACUUCAGCAAGACGGGAGAGACCACCCUGCAGCCCGAGGACUUCGACUUCACGGUGGCAGGACGCGGGGGCUCCGACGGCAAGGGAAACGGCUCCCUGGCGCGCCCCUUCACGUCCUCCAGCUGCUGGGGCCUGGGGCGGGGCAGAGGCCGGGGCAGAGGCCGGGGCAGGGGCCGGGGAAGGGGCAGGGGGCGAGGAGGUCGGGCGCUGACGGACGCCGUGGGCCACGGCUUCGCGAGGGGAAGGGGCAGGCCCCGUAACGACCAGCAGGGCGGCCCGUACGUGAAGAGCAUCGUCGUGAAGCUGCCCUUCUCACUGGCCGCCGUGGCGGCGGCGGAGCCGGGCCCGGCGGGAUCGGCGGACAGCGCCGCUGUCGUUCCAGUCAAACGGAAGCGCGGGCGGCCCAAGUUGAAUAGGGAUCCUUCGCCGACGCCCGUUGCGCCGCCAAAGAAGCCGAGGUUGGAGAACGCGGCGCCGGCCGAGGGCAAGCGGGCGGCGGACGGGAAGCCGAUCGCGUCUUCCUCUGAGGUUUCUCUCAAAGCGGCGGCUGUCGCCGAUGCUGCUGCUGCCACCGCGCAGGUCCCCGCGGCGGGAAAGCCUCAGGAGAGCAGGCCGCCAGGGAGCAGGCCAGAGUCUGGCACCCACCCGAAGGUCAAGCUCAAGUUCUACAAGCAGAGGUGCAAGAACAACUCGGCUGAGAAGCUCAAGAACAAGGAGGAGUCCGCGCAGCCGAAGGUGCUGUCCAUUUUAGUGAAGGAGCCUGCGACGGUCGACGAGAAGUCGCAGACGCCGCUGCCAGAGGAGAAUAAAGUGUCGGCGUGCGCCGUCGUUAAAGAGCAGCCGACGCAGUCGACGGUUGUGGUGGCAGACAGCAGCUCGUCGACAUAACGACGAGCGCGUGGAGGGCAGCGAUGCGUGAGGCGACCGUGAGUGUCUGCGUUCGCCCGGCGAAACUAACCGGCAGCAUUUUUUUUUAUCAAAACUCGUUCGUGGAAGGAAAAAAACACACAAACAUCCACAAGGACGAGCUGGUGAUCGGUGGCUGAACUUAUCCCGGCUGAUUGCCAUAAGUCGUGCGGCAGAGCACGUGGCUCUAGGCGGCACAUUCGCCACCACGGUCACAAGACAUUCUGAACCCGGCCUGGCAGAUUUCCCACGUUGGGUUUGCUCCAGAGCGCACUGACAAAGAGUAGACGUUACGACAUCUUUACGUUGCUAUCAUCGGCCUACAUGCCGAAUCAGGACUUGCAUCUUAAUAAUUUACUUUUAUCUUCUUGG
Molecule: messenger RNA, 2010 nt
Organism: Lethenteron reissneri (Far Eastern brook lamprey)
Lineage: Eukaryota; Metazoa; Chordata; Hyperoartia; Petromyzontiformes; Petromyzontidae
Product: methyl-CpG-binding protein 2-like
Biological process (GO): negative regulation of transcription by RNA polymerase II
Cellular component (GO): nucleus; heterochromatin
Molecular function (GO): methyl-CpG binding; double-stranded methylated DNA binding; chromatin binding
Source: RefSeq, a predicted model, not a curated record